CACUGCCACCGCCACUCCGCGGCCACCGCCUCCGCCUCUUGCCUCCGCCCAGUUCCCUCCUCCUCCACCCGCGAACUUAGUCAGCGGUUCGCGCCGCGGCGCCGGGAUUGGCCAGCGCCGGGCGCCGCGUCACAAUGGAGCCGGUCGGAGGCGGCGAGCCUGCUAGCGCUGGGGCUUCCCGCUGAGCCCGCAGCCUCCGGCAGCCGACAAAGUGCGGGCGCCCGGCCGCCGCCUGCGCGCCCGGAGCGGCGCAGGGUGGACGCCGCCGGGAGCGCGGGCGCCCGGGGCUGGUUUCGCGCAGGGCUCCAGUCUGUAUUUCCAGCUGCCUGCUAGACCUCGCCACUGAAAUGGCUGAAAGGAAUAUUUCAAAAAGAAACUAAUUGCAGAGGUUUCGGUUGACCAGCAUUCAUAGGAAUGAAGACAAACACAGAAAUGGUGUGUCUAAGAAAUUUUAAAAGGUGUAGGCCUCCUGAUUGAAGCGUUGUUGAAAUAUUGGAAUCAUUUUUUUUAUUGACUUUCUGCACUCCUACAAGGGAAAGUCAUGAUUACACUAACAGAGCUAAAAUGUUUAGCAGAUGCCCAAUCAUCUUAUCACAUCCUAAAACCCUGGUGGGACGUCUUCUGGUAUUACAUCACCCUGGUCAUGCUGCUGGUGGCCGUGCUGGCCGGAGCGCUGCAGCUUACGCAGAGCAGGGUCCUGUGCUGUCUUCCGUGUAAGGUGGAAUUCGACAAUCACUGCACCGUGCCUUGGCACAUCCUGAAAGCCAGCGUGAACAUGUCCUCCGAUCCUGAGACACCGCUUCCGCUCCCCCUCAGAAUCCAGAAUGACCUCCACCGACAGCAGUACUCCUACAUCGACGCCGUCUGUUACGAGAAGCAGCUCCACUGGUUCGCAAAGUUUUUUCCCUACCUGGUGCUCUUGCACACGCUAAUCUUUGCAGCCUGCAGCAACUUCUGGCUUCAUUACCCUAGCACUAGUUCCAGGCUCGAGCAUUUUGUGGCCAUCCUUCACAAGUGCUUCGAUUCUCCAUGGACCACCCGCGCCCUGUCAGAAACAGUGGCCGAGCAGUCAGUGAGGCCCCUGACGCUCUCCAAGUCCAAGGUUUUGCUUUCAUCUUCAGGGUGUUCAGCUGAUGCUGAUGCCAAUAAACAGUCAUUGCCCUACCCGCAGCCUGGCCUGGAGUCAGCUGGCAUAGAAAGCCCAACUUCCAGUGUCCUGGACAAGAAAGAGGGCGAACAGGCCAAAGCCAUCUUUGAAAAAGUGAAAAGGUUCCGAAUGCACGUGGAGCAGAAAGAUAUCAUUUACAGAAUUUAUCUGAAGCAGAUAAUAGUCAAAGUCAUUUUGUUUGUCCUCAUCAUAACGUACGUUCCAUAUUUUUUAACCUAUAUCACCCUUGAAAUCGACUGUUCAAUUGAUGUGCGGGCUUUCACAGGAUAUAAGCGUUACCAGUGUGUCUACUCCUUGGCAGAAAUAUUUAAGGUCCUGGCUUCGUUUUAUGUCAUUUUGGUUAUACUUUAUGGUCUCACCUCCUCCUAUAGCUUGUGGUGGAUGCUAAGAAGCUCCCUGAAGCAAUAUUCCUUUGAGGCACUGAGAGAAAAAAGCAAAUACAGUGACAUACCUGACGUCAAGAAUGACUUCGCCUUCAUCCUCCAUCUGGCUGAUCAGUACGACCCUCUUUAUUCCAAACGCUUCUCCAUAUUCCUGUCAGAGGUCAGUGAGAACAAACUGAAACAGAUCAACCUCAAUAACGAAUGGACAGUUGAGAAACUGAAAAGCAAGCUAGUGAAAAAUUCCCAGGACAAGAUAGAACUGCAUCUCUUUAUGCUAAACGGUCUUCCAGACAAUGUUUUUGAGCUAACUGAAAUUGAAGUGCUCAGCCUGGAGCUGAUUCCUGAGGUCAAGCUGCCCUCCACAGUCUCACAGCUGGUCAACCUCAGGGAGCUUCAUGUGUACCAUUCAUCUCUGGUGGUAGACCAUCCUGCCCUGGCCUUUCUAGAGGAGAACUUAAAAAUUCUCCGCCUGAAAUUUACUGAAAUGGGGAAAAUUCCACGCUGGGUAUUUCACCUGAAGAAUCUCAAGGAACUUUAUCUGUCGGGUUGUGUUCUACCUGAGCAGCUGAGUACCAUGCAGUUGGAGGGCUUUCAGGACUUAAAAAACCUCAGGACUCUCUACUUGAAGAGCAGCCUGUCCAGGAUCCCACAAGUCAUUACCGACCUCCUGCCUUCCCUGCAGAGGUUGUCCCUCAAUAAUGAGGGAAGCAAACUGGUUGUGUUGAACAACCUGAAAAAGAUGGUCAAUCUGAAAAGUUUAGAGCUGAUCAGCUGUGACCUUGAACGCAUUCCACACUCCAUUUUCAGUCUGAACAAUUUGCAUGAGUUAGACCUAAAAGAAAAUAACCUUAAAACUGUGGAAGAGGUCAUUAGCUUUCAGCAUCUCCAAAAUCUUUCCUGCUUAAAAUUGUGGCACAAUAACAUUGCUUAUAUUCCCGCUCAAAUUGGGGCAUUAUCUAAUCUGGAGCAGCUGUUUUUGGACCAUAAUAAUAUUGAGAAUCUGCCCCUGCAGCUUUUUCUAUGCACCAAACUACAUUAUUUGGAUCUAAGCUAUAACCACCUGACCUUCAUUCCAGAAGAAAUCCAAUAUUUGAGUAAUUUGCAGUACUUUGCUGUGACCAACAACAAUAUUGAAAUGCUACCAGAUGGGCUGUUUCAGUGCAAAAAGCUGCAGUGCUUGCUUCUGGGGAAAAAUAGCCUGAUGAGUUUGUCCCCUCACGUGGGUGAGCUGUCGAACCUCACUCAUCUGGAGCUCAUCGGUAAUUACCUGGAAACACUUCCUCCUGAACUGGAAGCAUGCCAGUCCCUAAAACGGAGCUGUCUGAUUGUCGAGGAGAAUUUGCUCAAUACUCUUCCGGCCCCUGUAACUGAACGCUUGCAGUCAUGCUUAGAUAAAUGUUGACCUAUAGAGAAAAUAAUUUUUAAAAGUGUGCCCCAGGCUUUAAAUGAGAACUAAAAUUUCCUAACUUACAAAGAUAAAGAAAUGGGUAAUCAUUAUGACUAACUAUAACCAAAUGUCUUAUUAAAGCAACUCAUUGUCCGGCCCUAAGCUAAGCAGGUAAAAAAUGUUAACACAGCACUGGGUUUUGUGAAUAAUUGAUCUUUUCACUUAGUGACUUGUAAGAAGUACACUUUGAGGGUGGAAUGGGGGACACAGAAUUAUUGAAUCUCUACUUUGCAAUUAUUACCUUGAAGACUAGGUAUUCUUUCUUCUCCCUCCCCAGUCUCCAUUACUUAUUCGCACACUUGGUGUUACUGACCUCAUUUGGAUAUUUAUCACCUAGACCAUAAAUUCAUCAAUGUAAAUUUCCUUGAUGUACACUCAGCACUGCAUUUGAUUUCUGUUCUUAGUUAUUUUUAGGCUGGGUGCUUUGUGCUUGGCCAAAUUCCAUCUUGGCUUUGUACUUCCGGUCCCAGCUUUCUCAAGUCUCCCUUCAUCUCGUUUUCUCUAAACCUUGAUGAGCCCUGAGAAAGUGCCCACGUUUGGCUUUUGCACAGGACAAGAGCAGGGUACUUAGGACAUGUCACCCUUGGGACAUCCUGAAGAGUAAUGUAUUCUCUAAAAUUUCUUCUCGCGGAGCAUCAAAGCCUUUUUUAUUUGCUCUUAAGUUUUUAUAUUAAAUGUAAAACAAAUAUUUUUAUUGCGUACUCAUGGAUCCCAAGUCUUUGGGAAUAAUUUCUGUAAGGUACAGAGAACACAUGCAUUUCUCUAAGUAUUCACUAUUAAUAUGCUUGGUUUUGGCUGCUUAUGAUUCUCAUAUUUGUGUGCACUCUCCAUAAUGUUUUUUGCGCUCUGCAUCUAAUUACUUUUGGAUCACAAAAGCCUGUAUUUCAGGCUCUAAAAUAUUUAGGGAUUUCCUUACAAGAGAAUGGCCACAUCAUCUACCUCUCUCUUCCCUGUUGCUGUGCUAAUGUACGGGUACAAUUCUUAAUUACUUCCAAAACUGUGAUGGAGGGGAGAGGUAGAGAUUUCGAUCUUUAAAACUGACUUCAAAAUACCUUGCAGAAAUUAAGUAAGAGUUAAAGCAAAAUACUUUACUUUCUUCUCCAUCUGUAUGAUCUAUAGAUACAAUUAUUAUGAAAAACACUCAGCUUCUAUUCAGAGUUUAAGAUGAGUUCUCAACGCUCACAAAGAAAUAGAUCCAUUUAACUGGAAUUCAUCUCAUGCCUUUGUUUAACUUUUCUGGAAUACAUUUUCCUCCUUUUUAUAAAAGAGCUUUUGUGUUUGCCUUUUAUCAUGCAUAUUGUAAAAUGAAAAUGAACUGACUUAUUUGGGGGAAAUGUACACUUUUAAUGUGUUUUUCUCUAAUGGGUCUAGGCACUAUGAUGCCAUCUGAUUUUGGAUGAAACUAUGAAGUAAUCUAUUAAGCGCACUGAGACAAAACUGGAAAACACUGUGGGUAAAGAGUAUCGUAAACAUGGAGUUGUGACGUGUGCUGUUUUUCUUGCUUUGCCCGUUCCAAAAAGAUGAAAGUGAGUCUUUAUAACAAAAUGUAGCUUUACUCGCCUACCACACACCCCUGGACUGAAUCUCAGAGAAAAGAAUUGUUUGCGUCACAUGAAAUUUGAAUAAUAUUAGCUAUAAAAAAUAUAAAACACCAAAGGCUGCCUAAACCUUACUGUUUAUUCUAAAUGAGAAGAAAUGGAGUAAAAAUUUAAUUCUUACCAAAACUUGCCUUUAGUCAAAACAUUCAAGUUCUCAGGGACCCAAGCAUAACUGAUGAAACUUUCUACUAGGACUUCAGAAAACUGUAUCUAGGGUUUGUUGGGGGGGUUUUUUUUGUGAUUUUUAUUUUUUUAAUGUGAAUUGAUGGUCAUGUUAAUGCUUCACAGUAAAAUUGUCAUGUGUAUUGAUUCCAUUGUUAGACAGGAUCAUCUUAAGUCUCAGAUGUGAACGUGAUACAUGGAGAGGUGUUAAAUGUUCUUGGAACUUAAAUGUUUGUGCACAAAUAAUUAGUCAUAAUUUGUAUGAAAAAAUUCACCCACUUUUCUAAAGGGGAGUUUUCAAAACAAAUUUUAGAUUGGUACCAUUUUCCUGACAAACUACAACUUCUCCAUGGCUAGUCACUUGUUUUAGUUCACAUGCAGAAGUCAUCGGCUAAAUCUUCCUUAUCACCUCUCUGAAUUUCUGGAAACAGGUUACCGUCAGGAUCAACACUGAGCAUUGUAGGCGUCUCUCCAAACACAAGGAUAUAGUAACUGGUGUAAAUUCUAUUCCUGAUGCCAUAGGUUUUAGAUUUCUUUUUUAUGUCAAUCUGACACACCAGACUUUAGGUAGCUUUUGAAAUGACAAGCACUGAUGUAUGAACUCUGAGACCACCACUUGACAUUCAAAAUGAGUCUGAUGCCACCUUUACCGCAUUGUUGGAGCAGAUCAUUUCAUAAGUGUUCAUAUUCAUUUAAGAGGAUUGUAAAUGAAGAAAAACAGGUUUGUUCACUUAUACUUGUAAGACUUCAGUUGGCAUUUGAUUUCUAACAAUGUGCAGUGCAUUUUCCAAAAAAAAAAAAAGAAGCAAAUGUGGAUGUUACUCAGAACAAAGUUGAUGGCUUAUGCUAGCUAGCAGUGACAUUGGUUCCUUUUAUUUACAUGCACACACAUAGAGAGAUGCACACACAGAUGGCUUUGAACAUACAGAGACACACAUACACACCCCUAUGCAUGCAAAAUUAAGCUUAUCAGUUUUAAAUAUGCUUAGUGUUUUUCGCAAAGUUGCAAGAGGUUAAUGCUAAGAUAUUCUUUAUUCAUUACUUGUAAUGAUGGAGUAUUCUGUUCUCUUAGUUACAUUUAAAAGGAAACUGAACACCCAAUCUUACUCUGAGAACCUAAGCAGUUUUGAGCAUUUCUGGUAAGGUAGUUUUCUUUCCCUAACCUACAUCAGGGUACAUCUCUGUGGAACAUAGAUACUGUGUUUUCAUUCUUCAUUCUCAAUCUUAAUUUUUUUCCUUCCGGAUGUCAACAUAUUUCACCAUCACUUAACAAAUGUUUAUGUGAAACAGGGUAAAUAGAGAUCCUCAGAAUCUCAGCACUGUGGCAUACAUAGUUCAGUUGUGUGCUGUGGUGAGCUGCAGUGAGUUAAUUGCUUAACAUUGUUUGAUAGUGAAAAUACUUGUUUUUGUUCUUCAAGUGUUUCAUGAUACAAAUUUUGUAUGUUUGUUUAAAACACUGCAUAAUAUCCACAGGUUCAGAAACUAUUAAAAUAAACAAUUAUUCUAUGGAUUCAUAGCUUUAUUUCCUCGUAUUUUUAAUAAAAUACCGUUUCCAUCUUUGUUCUUUUAGCAUGUCCCAUCCACAUAAGGUAUUUUGUUAUCUCCCUCCACUCACCCACCUCCUUAAAUUUGAUCAGCACUUGUACAGUAACAGAAUGUAUUUGUGCUAGAGAACUUGCAGUGAUACUUGAGCAUGUGUUUAUUUGGGAGAAGCCAGAGCCUAAAAUUAUGCCUAAUUGAGUAGUUCUACUUUACCCAUCCCUGAGUAUUUAGAGCUGAUCCAACAUCCCUCAUCCUUCCCCAAAGCAUGAGAAUAUAACUGUUAAGUCCAUUUUCAGGAACUGUACAUUGCAUAAGAAUCUGUGUGUGUUUGUUUGUUUGUUUGUUUCGGGAAACAAGAGGAAGUCCAGUGGGACAGGGGAGGAGUUAUUUUGUAUCCUGGUUUGAACUGUGAAAACAUUGUAUACAUGAAACUGUUGCAAAAUGCCCUGAAUAUAAUUAUUUCCCAUCUUUAGCCGGAUGCGAAAGCUGAAGCAGUGAAAAAACCGCAGUCCUAUUUAACUGCUUUCUUCUGCUUCUGGUCCAUCAUUUCUGUAUCCUCUGGGAACUACCUACUGAGUACCUUUGGUAAUGGACUCCAUUCUCUUAGAUACUGUUUUACAUGAACAAUUUCAUCCAACACAAAAGCAUUAACAUAGAAAAUAUAAGCCGAAGUACUGAGUUGAGAUGGCUUCCAGUUGAAUUUAAUUCAUAUUUAAGUUUUGCAUUUGACUUGUAGAAUAAUGCAGUUCUGCUGAGAAAAACAAUUAUGAAUGCCUCCUGCAUGUUAUAUAUUAUCUCUAACAGAGAUGGUGCAAUUUAAAAAAUACAAAGGGGCAUAGAAUUAGAAUGGAAGUGUCUGUGCAUAUAUGUGUUGUGUAUAAUACUAAAUAUUUAAUAUGUUUAAAUAUUUUUAAAACUCUUCAAAUGUUUCACUCUUAGUGAAAUAAUGGGCCAAUCUUAAGUAGAAACAUUUUCUUGUUAGCUUAUUUUAUGUCACGUACUUUGAAACCUACAUAAAAGUUUUUGCCUCUGGUAAUAAAUUAUUAGAAAAUAAUAUUUUGUGAUGAGUUGAAUGUUUUUGGCCCUCAGGUUUACCAUGUAAAUCUGCAUUUUAGUGGUAAAUCCCUUUGCCUGAGAUUCAUUAGUUUUGGUAAACUUUACUGUUUUUAAAGUAUGUUUUGUGUAAAAUAAAGAUUCAAUUUUUAUAAUAAAUGGCAAAUAAAAAUAGA
This is a messenger RNA of Pteronotus mesoamericanus, 7529 nucleotides long. It is a transcript of the gene LRRC8B, whose product is annotated as leucine rich repeat containing 8 VRAC subunit B. The coding region runs from base 542 to 2953 and encodes 803 amino acids. The record is from RefSeq and is a predicted model, not a curated record. The transcript is spliced from 6 exons. Lineage: Eukaryota; Metazoa; Chordata; Mammalia; Chiroptera; Mormoopidae. Gene Ontology annotation, molecular function: protein binding.